Molecule: messenger RNA, 1926 nt
Organism: Babesia ovata
Lineage: Eukaryota; Apicomplexa; Aconoidasida; Piroplasmida; Babesiidae
Product: elongation factor Tu GTP binding domain containing protein
Exons: 1
Coding region: 1-1926 (641 amino acids)
Biological process (GO): translation
Molecular function (GO): GTP binding; GTPase activity
Source: RefSeq, a predicted model, not a curated record
AUGGCAGCGGGACGGCGUCAAGUUCGCGCAGAUGACGAGUACUCGUAUUCUGACUCGGAUUAUGAUGUGUCUGAUUACGACGACUUUGUAGUCCCCGUCCAGAAGAAGGGGCAGGGCCGCCGUGGCGGCGCACCGGCGGCAAAUGUGCAGCCUAAGUCGCGCACGGCAGCAGCUGCCGCGACAAAAACGCAUGUGACACAGAAGGGUGCUGCAACUAAAUCGCAUGAACCGACAGGGAAGGGUGGCACCGGACAACCUGGUGGAAGUACGACAUCGUCAGUUGUCGUUGGUGUUAAAUCUGGGCAAAAUCAAGCCAAUUCGGGUAGCAGCAAUGCACCCGGGCGGUCAAAUAAGGGUGUAUCCGCACAGGAUGGACGUGGCUCGUUCCCUGUGCUGAACGUCGUGGUCUGUGGCCGCGUGGAUGUCGGCAAGUCCACUCUGUUAGGGCACUUGCUUACCCUCCUCGGGGCAGUGGAAUCCAGGUCACUACGCGGUGAAUUCGCAUGGAUUCUGGACCAGGGUGAAGACGAACGUUCGCGCGGCAUCACCAUUGACCCGACGAAGGCAUCGGCCGUGGUAGAUGUUCCGUCCCCGGAAGCUGACGGUGGCGCAAAAGGCACCACAUCUGCAUCUGGAAGCAAAUUAGUUGCGCCAGCUUCAGCUGCUUCCGUUAAACGAUGCGUGAAGUUGAAUUUUAUUGAUACCCCCGGGCAUCAUGAGCUGGUCUCGAGCCUGGUGCGCGGGGCCAUAUUCGCCGAGGCAGCGGUAGUCAUUGUUGACGUCCUGGAUUUUCUAAAGGGGGACGCUAACGGAUACUUUGAUCAGCACUUCUUUUUGUUGUGGUCGUUGGGGCUGCGCCACUUCGUUGUUUGUGUCAACAAGGUCGACCGUUGCUCCGAACGGGAGCCGAUCGAGGAGGCCAUGCGGCUGGUGCGUGAAAGACUGUCGUCGUACGCACUGUCGGCGUUGAUAGUGGUGCCGACGUCUGGAACGAGCGGGCUGAACUUAGUGCAGCGCGACUCCGAUUGGGGUGAUGGCCCGUCCGUGGUCGAUGCACUGCGGAGUAUUGCGCAAAAAACUGCAUUCAGCGAGGAAUUGUCCUGUGCCACGCCAGAGAGUCAGAUUCCUUCUGGAGCCACGUUGUGCCACAUUUUUGACAUGUGGGAGAUGUCGAAAACCAAUGUCGGUUGCUCGUGUUUCCUCGAGACUGAGCUGCGUACUCCAUGCAAGCUCGUAGCACUGCCGAGCCGUAGCAUGGUGACGUGCAGUGACGUGUCGUGUUUAGUACCGGCCAGUGAUAGUGCCGCGAGUGCGGCUACAUUGGGGUCGAAGGUGGACGACAUGACUACCCGCUUCGGUGUUAUGAGCCUGAGUGCCACCUCCUUCGCAUCCCGGCAGGACUUUGCAGACAGCAUGACUCUGCGUGGCCAGGAGAUACAAGCGCUGACUGGCGAUCGCCUGCUGGUGGACACGGCAACAUUUGAGAGCCUAAAGGCGGAAUCGGGUCACCUGGUGGAGAUGUCAAGCAUAGUUUGCCACGUGCUGGUCCACCGGGGAUCCAGCCACAAGCUUACCCUCGGGUUCGGAGUCACGGCCUUUGUAGGCUACUUCCAGAGCAAUGGAGCCAUAUCUAGCGUGUGGGAGCGUAUAGGCGCCGGAAAAUGGAAGCGAGUGACCUCCCUGUGGCCUGGGAAGGAAGGCGUGUUGGUGCUGCAGCUGGCUGCCCCGCUGUUCGUGCAACCAGUGUCCGAAUCCAUGGCCGAUUGCAUGAUGCCCCGCAAUGCAUCAGACACAUCCAAUAUGAAGCAAAACACGACACAGAAUGGGCAUGUCUCACACCGAUUAUCACUGCUCAGCCGCGUGCUACUCAAGGCCGGCGGGGACGUGGUUGCCGGUGGCACUAUAGUAGACAAGCCUCCAAAAUAA